This is a messenger RNA of Colletotrichum aenigma, 1008 nucleotides long. RefSeq lists its product as uncharacterized. The record is from RefSeq and is a predicted model, not a curated record. Gene Ontology annotation, cellular component: nucleus. Bases 1 to 1008 code for a protein of 335 amino acids. The transcript has 5 exons. Gene Ontology annotation, biological process: DNA-templated transcription; regulation of DNA-templated transcription. Lineage: Eukaryota; Fungi; Ascomycota; Sordariomycetes; Glomerellales; Glomerellaceae. Gene Ontology annotation, molecular function: zinc ion binding; DNA-binding transcription factor activity, RNA polymerase II-specific; DNA binding.
AUGCGAACCAGCGUUUCCUGCGAAGCUUGCCGUAAAUCGAAACUGAGGUGCAUCCACAGCGGCAGUCCACCAUGCGAGCGGUGCGACAAGUUUGGAUACCCAGAUUGCCAGCUUUCGCGGCCUCGCGUUAAGCCGAUCAGGCGCGCUGCUGCCCGUGUUCGCGUUGUAGAAGCUGCUUCUUCUCCAACACCAGGAGCCCCGGGCGCCCCUAAUGCCCCAACGCUUGGAAUAUUGCCUAGCAAUAAUGUAGACGGCCAAUUGGGGAUGCUUCCUAUGAGCAUCAUCAUAAAAGCCUUGCACAUCUUUAGAACAAACUUUCCUGAGAUGAACAUGCUACAUCCCGAUCUGUUUUCCCGCUUAUUCCUAUUGGAGCGCAAGGCUAAUAGCAAAGCCCUGCUGGCAGCUUUGCUUGCAGCAAUAAAGAAGGAAGAAUGCUACAUCGAUGGGACUUGGAUGAACCAGCUACUUCCAAGCGAGGAGUAUGCUUCCUUCUCUCGCAGCGUCCUUUCAAACGCCAUGCUUGGGCCCCCGGAAGUUGUUGUUGUUCAAGCCCACCUUAUUCUGACGCUAUAUGAAUGGGACAUGAGAGAUUUCCAAAAGGCAUGGGUGCACUGCGGUAUCGGCAUUAGAAUCAUCCAAUCUCUGCAUAGCACUCGGACAGCCCCGUUUUCUCUCGAUGAGACCAUCAACGUUGAGGAGCCCGACGAGCUGUCCCAAAUCGUUGAAACUGCGACCUACUGGGCUUGCUUCAUAUUAGACUGCACAAUCAACUCAGGAACGUACAAUCCUAGUAUGCUUUCUAUGGCCGAGAUGUUGAAGCUUCAAGUCCCUCGGGUCCCGCCCGCCAGCGGGUUUCUAUUCGGAUGCAAGCAGGAGCCUAUGACCGACCGAAGCUUACCCCUGGGUAUAGAAGAGUGUUACGAAGUCCUGGUUGACGGUGUCGCAUCGCAUGCGAAUACCGGCUGCCGGGUAUUUGUCUAUAUCAACCUGCUAUAUUAUCACUGGUGA